Messenger RNA from Prorocentrum cordatum, 735 nucleotides. Lineage: Eukaryota; Dinophyceae; Prorocentrales; Prorocentraceae. The record is from the annotation of a GenBank genome assembly.
AGCCCUUUACGGCUCAGGCGGCGCAGGGCUGCAGAGCGGCCCCGACUUCGCGCGAGGCCCCCUCCUGGCCGUGGCAGCAUGGCAGCGCGCCGCCGGGGCGGCGCCGCGGCGGCCCUGGGGGCGCUGUGGCUUGUGGCCGCCCUGUCCCUGCACGUUUUCGGCUUCGUGGGCCAGGAGGUGGCCCGCGAGGGGCGGGUGAAGCCCACGCCGCACGACCAGAAGGAGGCCGUGGCCGGCGCGAGCACGCAGCGGGAGCUGCCGCCGGAGGCGCGGCCGCCAGGCGCUUUCGGGCCGGAGGCGCGGCCGCCAGGAGGCCUCUGCUGACGUCGGAGCCGAAGAAGCGGCACGAGCAUGGACUUCCGGAGGUCCGCGGGGAUUUUCUCGGGGCGGCGCCGCACACUGCGCACCCCGAGGCGGGAGCCCCGAAGCACGCCGCCGCCGCCGCGCCGAAGGGGAAGGGCGCCACCGCGGCCGUCCGGCAGGAGGCCGGCGCCGGCCUUGCCUUCGCCCGCGGCGGCGCGGGCGCCCGCGCCGCCGGGCCUGCCCCGAGGGCCGCUGGCGCGUCGCGCGGCGAGGACCUGCUGGGCCAGCGCCACGGCGGGUACGUGGCCUUCGGCAGCGGCUAGACGGGCGGCUUCUUCUGGGCCCCGGCGCACUGAGUCAUAUCGCCGCGAUAUCGUUCCUUUCUCGAUUUUCUCAUUCGUUUUCCCAUCCUGCCCCUCCUCCAUCCGCCUC